Messenger RNA from Rotaria sp. Silwood2, 534 nucleotides. NCBI's taxonomy places the organism in Eukaryota, Metazoa, Rotifera, Eurotatoria, Philodinida, Philodinidae. The record is from the annotation of a GenBank genome assembly.
AUGCUUGUUCAUUUCAUUCAAGUAGUUAAAAAUUCUCCACCUGAACGGGCAACUACUUUCAAAACUAUUCCUAUACAAAAAGAUUCAGUCACUGUUCAAUGGUCGCGCCUGUUUCAUAUUAUGUUUGUCGAACUAUCACACAAAAUUUACUAUUUUAUAGUUGCCCAAAAUACAUACAAUCAAUCGACAAUUAUCAAUAAGAUUAUAAAUCCAUCAGAUAGGUGUGAAAACAUUAAUGAAUUUUUCAAUGAAACUAUUGUUAACUGGCAUCUUCUUCACCGUAUCAAAUGCUAUCAUCUACCAUUUCAUCAAAGACAAUCGCCACAUAAUCUAUCAUGCUUCUACGAUGAUGUUCAUCUUUAUCUUCGUGAAAACUAUGGUAAUCAACGUUUGGCUAACUGCUUUGAGUUCGAACAUAACAUGAAAUUCGAUUGUUCUGGUCAAAGUGGAUGUGAAAAUGGAGCUCGCUGCUUCCAAGAUAGUCCUCUUUGUGCUCAAACAUCGAUUUGUACAUGCCCAGAAUGUUUUUAUUGA